Molecule: messenger RNA, 14883 nt
Organism: Dromaius novaehollandiae (emu)
Lineage: Eukaryota; Metazoa; Chordata; Aves; Casuariiformes; Dromaiidae
Gene: SZT2
Product: SZT2 subunit of KICSTOR complex
Exons: 73
Coding region: 49-11037 (3662 amino acids)
Cellular component (GO): peroxisome
Source: RefSeq, a predicted model, not a curated record
GGGCGGGGUCAGAGGGCGCGGGGCGGGGCCGCUGCCUGGCGGCCGGACAUGGCGGCCUCCGAGCGGGGCGACUCGGAGGUGGAGGAAGCAGGGCAUGUCUUCCUCUUGAUGAAGAAAGACUAUCGCAUCUCCCGCAACGUGCGUCUUGCCUGGGUCCUCAGCCGACUCCACCAGGUCAUCUGGGCUGUGCCUGAGCCGGAGCUGGUGAAGUCAGAAAAUGAACUGGAUGUUCUCAGCAUCUUGCCUAAUGGGUGGCAGCCGGAUGAGCCUGUCCAGCCUAGGCCCUAUCUCCUAGUGCCCUCGACACGGGUCACCUUCCUGGCCCGCCAGUACCGGUUUGUGAUUGAACUUGACCUGAGCCCUUCCACAGGGAUUGUGGAUGACUCAACAGGGGAGAUAAUUUUUGAUGAAGUGUUUCAUGCUCUUUCCCGAUGCUUAGUGGGAUUGUUAAGACCCUUUCGUAUCCCUGGUUCGGACAUUAUUUACCAGCCAGAGAUCUUUGUGACCAUCCAGGCAUAUUCCUCCAUCAUUGGCCUGCAGUCCCAUCAGGUACUAUUCCAGGGCUGUCAGCUGGAUGAGACGAAGCGAGAGGCCUUUCUGCACCAGGUGUACACACAACUAUGUACUUUUGAGAACAAAGUGGCGGAGAUGCUCCAGCAGCAAUAUGAACCGAAACCACAGGUGGACUUGUCGCCCCUGAGCCAAGAGAGCCCUGGUGACGCACAGGAGCCAUCGGGCAGGAAGCCCAGCGUGUCUGUUGUCACGGCUGAUGUAGGCCUCGUCAGCAUGGUCCGGCAGGGUAUCCUGGCGCUGCAGUUGCUGCCGUCCAACUCCAGUGCAGGUAUAAUAGUAAUUACGGAUGGUGUGACUAGCGUCCCUGAUGUGGCCGUCUGUGAAACUCUACUCAACCAGCUUCGCAGUGGCACUGUGGCCUGCUCUUUUGUACAGGUAGGCGGUGUCUACUCGUAUGAUUGCAGCUUUGGCCACGUUCCCAAUGUGGAACUGAUGAAAUUCAUCGCCAUGGCCACUUUUGGUGCUUACCUCUCCACGUGCCCUGAGCUGGAUCCCCUAAGCCUCGAUCUGAAUGUGUAUCACAAGGCAUUUCUGCUGUACUCCUUUCUGCGUACUGGGGAGUCCCUGAAUCCAGAAUACUACUGCGUGUCGCAGCACAGAUUGUUCAAUGAGCACCUGGUGUCUGUAAGCAGCAACCCCGCUCUGGCUAUGAGGAGGAAGAAGCACACCGAAAAGGAGGUGCACGCUGACCUUGUGAGCAUUGUCUCAGUCCGGCUGCGCGAGGGCUACAGCAUCCGUGAGGUCAACAUCACAAAAGGUGGGUCUCAGCUGGAGGUGAAACUAGUGCUGCUUUGGAAGCAUAACAUGAGGAUAGAAUACUUAGCUGUGACACCCUGGCCCUUGGACCCACUGAAGCGCAGCACAUGGGUGGAGGUGACAAUGGAGGGCAGCUAUGACAUCUUGCAUGAUAUCAGUUGCACCAUGAGGAAGCCCAUCACCAGUCUGUACCGCACUACAGUCAUCCGGCGCUUCUGGAACACCUUGCAAAGCAUCAACCAGACAGAUCAGAUGUUGGUUCAUCUGCAGUCUUUUGACACCGUCCCAGAACACUUCACCAUUCCUGAGAGCACCAAGAACGGUGUGCCCCUCUUCUACAUCCCCCCAGGCUCCACCACUCCGGUGUUGUCCCUGCAGCACAGUGGGUCUGACUCGAGCCAUUCCCAGUUUGCCUCCUACUGGAAGCCUAUCCUUUCCAUGGAUGCCAACUUCUGGCAGAGGUGGCUGCACAUGCAUCGCAUUGUUCUCCUUUUGGAACAUGACACGCCUGUUCCCAAGCACCUGCACACGCCGGGCAACAAUGGCCGCUACAGCACCAUCCAGUGCCGUAUCUCUCACUCAGCACUCACCUCCUUGCUGCGGGACUGGAGCAGCUUCGUGCUAGUGGAAGGCUACUCCUACGUCAAACUCAUGCAUGGCUCUGAGGAUCCUACUCCUUCCUCAUUUUAUGUGGUGCGGAUCAUCUCCAAAGCUCCCUGCAUGGUUCUCCGGCUGGGCUUCCCCAUUGGCACACCUGCGCAGGCCAGGAACAAGAUAGUGGAAGAGUUACGGGACCGAAUCUUGCAGCUCCGCUUUCCCCACAGGGUCCAGAGCAAAGAGGCAACUCCAAAAGCAAAGAGGAAAAUGUUUGGCAGUAGUUCUCCCUCCAAGUCUCCACCUGUGGCUGGGGCUCAGUCAGCCUUCUCAGAUAGGCCCUGCCUCGUAGUGCUGCACAAGCCCUUGGAAAAGCUACUUAUCAGGUACGAGAAGCUGCCUUCUGACUAUCGCGCUCCCUUCAUUCUCAAUCUGGAGCAUCCCCCAGUGUCUGGCCCACUCACUAUGGUGGCCAACCGUACUGCCUCUUCCACCCUGGCCUCACUGUCCCGCUACUUCUAUCACCAGCGUUGGAUCUGGAGCGUCCAGUCAGGGCUGGCGCCAGCUGUUCCCCUCACAGCUGUAGCCCAGCUCCUCUCCACGCUCACGGAAGUCCGUCUAUCAGAGGGUUUCCACUUUGCAUCCAGUGGGGAAGGAAUUAUCAACAUGGUGCUGGAGCUGCCAAUACAGAUUGACGGCUCGAGCGAGAGCAGUGGCAGCAGGGAGAAACACACCUGUGUCGUUCAGUACAUCUUAUUCCCCCCGCACUCCACCUCCACCAAGGACAGCUUUUCCACAGAUGAUGACAAUGAUACAGAGGUGGAGGCCAUUGAGGUGGACACAGAAUUGAAUCUGGUCACUGAGUGCUGGGUGGAGCCACAGAGUGGCCACGUCCAUAGUACUGCUGAAAACUGGAAGCAUCUCCAUGGCUUGCCCUACCAGAAAAUACCUAAAGCGCUCUAUCCACGGGACCUUGCUUGCAUUGCCACCAUGCUGACCUUCGAGUACAUCAGCCAGUUGUGCCAGAACAAGGAGUGGGUCUGCCCUUCUUCUGACGCCAAAGCCACUGAAGAUCCAGACAUGGGUGCUGGUUUCCGAGUACACGAGAUCCCAUUCCAGUUCAACCUCAUGAAGCUGUUGCCGAGGUGCCAGCAGGUUGAAAUGUUCUUCCUAAUGCUGACAAAAGCAGAGAAUGAGGAGGUGACCAAGGACUCUUCGUUUGUGCCCAAUGAAAUGCUACUAAACCUCUUCCAUGGCUGCCUGCAGCAUGAUCUCAGUGACCGGGAGAUCCCCAUGGCUGACGCUGAUCACAUGGCUUUCAUGGAGCAGGUUCUGCAGCGGGACCGUGAUGGCCAUCAGCCACCCUUCAUGCUCCCUGUAAUUCGAGAAGAAACCCUGAAAGCCUCUGGGACCCUGGAGCAGCAGGAUGCUUCUGCAUCGUAUCACCUUGCUGGCAGCAAUGGCACCAGGGAUAUGACUGGCUCUACAAGUACUCUGCAGAGCCUGGGCAACACAGAGCUGCCUGAGGACGACGUGACCCGGUGUAACACUGCUGGGCUUUUUCUCCCGCAGUGGCGAUGCUAUGCCAAGCUGGUCAACCCGCAGCACGUGUUCCUCACCUUUCUGCCAGCCACCUUCUCAGAUGUACAGAAGCUGAUGGCUUGUGGGUUGGACAGACCUCCAAAAGAUGAGAGUAGAGCUGGAGCAGAUAUCCUGGGACCUGUCUGUGCAGAGCGAGGCAUGGCUGAGGCUGAAGAAGGGGAUGCUGCAGCACCAUUACCUACCCUCAGCAUAACGCCAGCCCAUGAAGUGGGCCGUGACUCUGGAGAACAGGGUGGCCCCUCACGGAGAGACAUACAUAUCUCCUUCUGCCGCCAGAACUCACAACCUGAGCUAGGCGAGUGCCGCCGAUUUCGCUGCCCCAUCUACAUCUACAGCUGCUCUCUGGAGCUGUUGCGAGAGCAGCUUGUCAGCCCACGGACACACCGUCCUCCCCGGGAUAUCUUUUUCAGGUCCCAGUCUCUGGAGCGUCCUCCUGCUGCUGCUUGGCUAGACCACAAACAUAAGGAGUUGAUGAGUUACUGCACACUGCUGCAGGAGCACUCCCACCAGUGCUAUGUGAAAGGGCUGUUCAAGAGCCUUCAGCAGUCCCACAGCAUCAGUUCCCAGGACCUGCUCACAGCCAUGGACUACUGUGAGGAGCUGCUCCAAGAGAUUGAUAUCACCAACUUUCUGCUGACGGUGUGCAGCCAUGUGCGCUCCUUUCGAGAAAGCCACCAACAUUUCCAAGCACACCACAAGACUGCCACCUUCCAAGUGGGCUGCAUAGAGCAAGAAGAGGAGCAGAGCUCCAGGGAACGGGGUGUCUUGGUCUCUGAAUCCAGUGCGGAAAUGGAGGACUACAGUGAGCAGGACUCCCACAACAUUGCUAGCCCUACAGAGGAGCCAAAGAGCAGUAUGGGCACCAGUUGCUGUUCAGAGUUUCCCCUCUCACUGCUGGAAAUUGGGCAGCCCUGUCAGGCUCACCCCGACUUGCAUAAAAUUAUCCAGGAAAAGUUCUUGGAAAUUGGAAGUUUACAUUUCAAGCCAGUGCCAUCAAAUCCUCACUACUUCUUCUACUGCCCACCAUCAGCCAAGAAGGAGGAGGAGGUAUCUCGGGAUCAGACAGACAGGAAAGGCAGUGAGGACAUGGAGGGAUCAGAGGCAGAACUGGCGGCUGAGGAAGGAACUGUGUCUGGGUGCUGCAUUGCCACAGAGAGUGACCCAGAGCUGGAGGUGGAGUAUCGCGAGAAGCUGGAGCAUGAGUUCCCAGACACGGAUUCUCUCUCAGACUCCAACACGGUGAACCAGGAUGAUGACUCCUUCAGUGUGCUGGGAGGGGACUCGCUCAAUGAGCAGGAGUUCCUGGAGCAGGAGAUGCCCCCACUCUUUGUGCACCUCACCUGUUCAGUGAAGCUGCGCAGUCAGCACAGUUCCAUGCCUGUGCAGUCCCUGCCCACUUGUCUAGGGGAAGUCUUGGGCUGCCUGGAAAGCUGCCAGGGCUUGAACACCAUUGACUUGGGGGACCUCUGUGUGACCCUGGACAUCUUUGUGUUAACACUGCCCCUGGAGAUAGAAGUUGUGAAUGCAGACAUUCUCCACAACAGAUGCACCUCGGAGAGCAGUGUGUCCUUCACCCGCUCUCCAGGGCAGCCGUCCUCUUUCCGCUCAGAUGAGGAUAUCAUGCACAACUUGGACCGGCUCCCAUCUACAGGAGAUGAGAGGCACCCUGCACUCUCCAACCUCCCUGGAGUGCACAGACAGGCUAUUGAAGCCACCAUGAAUGAGAUUCGCUGGCUCCUGGAUGAUGAAAUUGUGUCUGCACUGCGCCACUCGCAAGUCAUCAAUGCUGCCAUCCUGCACCGGGUGGCCACCCACAUCUAUAACUCCAAGGGGCGGCCCAGCUGCCACAGCGAAGUGGUGCUGCUCCAGUUUGUCUUUGGACCUGAGCACUCUCUCGAGAAGUUCAAGGAGGAGUUCAGGAGAAUGGCUCUGCCAGGCUACGUGCUCAAUGCAGAAGGCAGUGACUAUCACUACAUCUCUAUCAGCCGCCUGCAUUCCAGGCGGGCAGCUCCAAACCCUUUGGGGACACCCUGCUUACAACAGCCAGCUGGAGGGGACAGUAGGACAGCUCUGGGCCAGGCAGGCCGAGAGGGGAGCAGUGAAGCUGAGGCAGAGGGCUCGGAGCUACCCCAUGCAAGCUGUGUCCUCCCAGAGGAAGCCCGGGGUCUCUGGGAGUGGUCGGAGAGUGAGAGGAACGUUGUGCCGGACACAGGAAACCCUGUAGGUGGAGGCAGCCACACGCAGGAUGAGGUCCCAAGGGAAGCACUGAGCCUUGAGCAGAGCAGAGCAUCUGGCCACGACUCCCUAGAGGAGGCAGCUCUGGAGACAACCAUACAAUCCUUGCCAUCCUCAUCCUCGGAAAAGGGCAACAGUGAGAAAUCGCCAUCAGUGACACCAUCUGCAGCAAGUCUGGCUGACUCUGUAACCCAGGGCAGGGAAGGUUCCAGCAAGCAGCGUCCCAGCCGGGUGCAGAGCCUGGUGUCAAGCCAGGGCAGCAUGGACUCUGACCAUCUGGGUUACGAUGGGGGAAGCAGUGACUCAGAGUAUGAGGAAGCACUGAUGAGUGACCAGGAACCCAGAUGUCCCCUCAUGCCAGAUUUCUGGCUGAUCAUAAAAAUCCAGCAGGACCGAGUGGAGGUCUAUUAUCACACACGCAGCCUGAGUGUGGAGAAGGCAGCAACAGCAGAGACAGGAGAGGAGCAGCCAGGGGAGUGCCAGAGUCUCAGCCAGUUGGUGGUGAAGAAGAUCAGUGAAAUCUGCAGGGUCGUUAAUCAGCGUUUGCUGCUGCAGGACCUGCACGACAGCCAUGUGUGCAACUCAUUGCUGGUGGCAGAGAGCGAGGAGGAUAUCUGGAAGAGUGAAACUCCCUAUACCUCUUAUAGGCAGCGUGCCUUGCCCACAGAUGAUUACUCCGUAGAGGAGAGCUACCAGCCCCGGGACUACCUGGCUGCCACUAUGCAGUUCAUGCCAGGGCACUUUGCUUGCGAUGUGGUGUGGAGCACCCUCAUCCAUGUGCAUUCACGGCUCAAGAUGGGCCCCAAUAUGGGGGUCUCGCGAGCUAUCCAGGCUCUUCGUUCAGUGCUCAACGCCUUCUCCGUGGUGAACAGGAAGAAUAUGUUUGUCUACCAGGAACGUGCCACUAAAUCUGUCUUUUACCUCCGACUCACUGAAACCACUUACAGUGGGAAGGUGUGGGAAGCAGAGAGCGUCCUUAGUCCAGCAUCUCGUUCACUGGCACUGACACGCAGCCAGGAGCCCAUUUACCCUGAGGAUCUAAUGGGCUCUCGUUCGUCUUUAGACACAGCCUCGUGCCGCAGUGUGGACUCUGCCCGCCCUGUGGGACAGGUAGACAGGCACAUCCAGCUGAUGGUUCACGGUGUUGCCCCAGCAGGGCCUGAGAUCACAGAUGAACUGGUGAAAGUGCUGCGGAGGCGCCUGGAUGAGGCUACUCUGGAUAUCAUCACUGUGAUGCUGGUGCGGAACUGCAAGCUGACCCCAGCGGAUGUGGAGUUUAUCCAGCCGCCUGGGACGCCACCCACAGAGGUCCUGCAGUUUGCACUGCCCUCCUCUGCCCUGCCUUGGCUGCAUGCCGUGGCCUACUAUCUGCGCCAGAACCUGCUCAUCUUCCUGCACACCCCGAAGUACACAGACAGCAAUGUGGAGCACCACUUCAAGCACUACUUCCACAACAGUGGUAGCACCCCUGACCAGGACCUCUAUCUGUACAACAAGCCGGGUGGCCAAGGCACUGGUGGCAAAGGGAUCGCGUGCAUUGCCCUGACGUUUGUGGAUGAGAACGGCAGCCCCACCUCACUGCCCCAUGGGGAGAGGCCUGACCCUUCGAAGUUGCCUUCCUCCUCCCCCAUUGUGGGCCUGCUGCAGGACACUGACUUCGAGAGCCUCACUGCGGUUAGCCGGCACCAGCCAGAGACAGGCACCCUGCAUUCAGAGCCCUGUGUGCUGGUGCGCCUGGAUAUCUGGGAAAAGGGGAACAUCAGCCUGCUGCAGCUGUCUGAGAAGCUGCGUGGAGCCCUGCGCCACGCUCUCUGUGAUGCCGUCAUGGAGUUCCUCAUGCUGCCGGCCCCGCUCUGCGUGGAGGUCGCCUGCCCCCUGGGCGCCACGGACCUGGAGGAGCUGGGCUCUGCAGGAGGCCUUAGGAGGACCAUGUCAGAGACCAAGGGCCUGGCCAUGGCUGCUGGUGGGGUUGGCAGGGGCUGUCCUCCACCCUUGCACUUCACCUCUACCCCUUCAUCCAGUCCUGGGGAGCCUGUCACACCCACGAGCAAGCUGGGACGCCGCAGCUUCUGGGACAUGCUGAGCAAGGCAGAGUCCUCAGAGCUGGGCAGCCCCAAGACUACUGACGACAUUGUGCUGGAGCGGCCAGAAGAGGCUCGCACGCGGCGGCGGCACAAGACUGAGAGCGUCAAGCAGCACCUGAGCCAGGAUCGGGCCACAGCCACAGCUGAACUGGAACAGGCGCAGAGGCGCCGAGCCUGCCAGUUGGAGGAAGGGGAUGUAGGUACCGUGCACCCACUCUUCAAUCAAACCUGCCAGCAGUUGAUGGCAUUCAUGCACCACCUGGGGUGCCCAUCGGUGCAGCAGUGCUCAGUGGAGAUUGUGUCCCGUUUCCUCUUGUCUUCCAUCCUGGUGGAAGUCGUGAGCCUGGUCACUGCCCUGGCAAGCGACACCACUGUCAAGGUGUUCGAGCGGAUCUGUUACCAUCGGGGCACUGCCUUCCUGCCCUAUAAACCUGGCCAGAGCGCCAGCCCUCGCCCCGCAGCCGUCAGACACUUCAUUCUGCUGGGGCGCAACUUCCACCAGUGGCGUUGCAGCACUGAGCAGGCUCACAAAGGCCUUCAGCGCUUCGAGGCCAUGGAAUUCAGCUCGGCAGAGAGAGGGUCUGACCCAAGCCUCUCUGGGCGAGACCUGGCCCCCCGGCAGAGGUUCCUCUUCAUGGAGAUUGUCGACAAAAAGCUGACGCUCUACACUUACAACUGGUCCCCAGACCUGGGGGCUAACCUGAACUGCUCACUCACUCGCCUGCUGCAGUGGCAGAAUGCUCGGUCUCACAUCGUGCACUGCCUGCUCAGCCAGAAGCUGGGACUCUUCCACCACUACUGCUUCAUGGACACGCCGUGGCAUGAGGACAGCAAGCAGGAGCCAAACCCCUUCCUGAACUCCACUUUGGAGGUGGAUGCGCUGAUCCGCAGCUCCAGCCCCCCACCUAGUAAGGAACAAGGCUGGCUGAGCAGCUCUGCACGCAGUCUGCCAUCUCUGCAUUUCCAUCCCGAUGUGGUGCCCUUUGACGAAGCUCUACGGGACGUUACUGCUGUUAAGCGCAUACCCCAUGGGCCUGACUUGGGACCUUCUGACCCUGUGUCUCGGCAUGGGGCCCAAUUCCUGGAAAUCAAGAGCAUGGAGAGGAAAGAGCUGGAGAAACAGAUGAAGAUUGAGAAUCUCUUUGUGACCUGGCAGCAGAGAUCGGCGCAGUCCAACAUGCCUAUCAGUCUGGCAGACCUGGAGACUCUGAAGCAGUCCUCGCGCCUGGUUCACUACUGUGCUACCCCCUUGCUCUUUGACCCGGCCUUCCGGCAGCAGAUUCAGACUGACCAGCAGGGCAAGGUGGAGGGGAAGAAGCGCCACCGCUCAAAUGAUUCUACAGCUUCAGGGAGGGAUCGCAGCCACAGCUGUGACUCGACAGAAGCGCUGCCCUGCAAGCUGAAGGAGGAGCCCUGGCUGCAAGAAAUGUGCAAUGCCUUCCUGCAGCAAUACAUCCAGUACCUGCAGAGCAUGGGCUUCAUUCUGGUCCAGGUGCGGCCGCCCUCACCUACCACUCGCAGUAGUACAAGCCGGAUCCGAGCUCUGGCAGCAAUGGGUGUGGAGGGGAGAGGGUCCUUUUCCUACACAAAGCCGAAAGCUGAGGGAAGUCCAAAGAGCACAAGCCCCGCUGUUGCCACCUAUCAUCUACAGAGAGCUCUGCCAGGUGGGAUUGUGCUGAUGGAGCUGGCCUUCCAGGGCUAUUACUUCUGUGUGAAGCAGUAUGCGCUGGAGUGCUCGCGGAUCCCCAUGGGCCAGUCUGUGAACUCCCAGGGCACUCUUACAGCCAGAGCUCGCAGCAAGAGCUGCAUGGGACCCAGCUCCGUCUCUGAGUCUGCGCUCUCCAUGCUCUUCACGGAGGAGUGUGACAAGGUGCGGGACCUCAUGCACGUGCACUCAUUCAGCUAUGACUUCCACUUGCGUAUAGUGCACCAGUAUCUGCUGGGCUCCCAUAUGACCCUCCGCCAGGGCUACCAUCUCACCAGCUUCCUGGAGGAUUUCAUUGCCCACCACCCUGACAUACCCAAAUUUGGCCGCAACCAUGUUUUCCAAGGCAUGCUGGCCCUACCCACCAACAUGAUCACUGCACACCAGCUGUACAACUACAUUGCUGACCAUGCCAACACCUACCACAUGAAACCCCUGCGCAUGGCCCGGCCAGCCACGGGCAGUGACAGCAAGAAGGGGGCACCAGGCACAGAGCAGAAUGAAUAUGCACUGGUCUCUAUCUGGAACAGCUCGGGCUCCUACAAGGACUCUGAAGGUCUGCGUCAUCACGAUGACUUUGACGUGUCCCUGCUGGUGUGUCACAGUGCGGCACCAUUUGAGGAGCAGAGCGAGGCAGAGAGACGCAUGCUCCGCUUGCGUUUCUACGUCAUCAUGACUAGCCAGCGGGAGCUCUUCCCCCGGCUCACAGCCGAUAUGCGGCGCUUCAAGAAGUUGCCACGCUUGCAGCGGGACGUGCUGGAGCCUAUGGUGGGCCGGGCCGCGUGGGAGGCAGCAGAGCCAGAGCCAAGCCUGGGGCAGCAGCAGCCAGCAGAGCGGGAGCUGUGGCAGGACGUGGAGGACAGCAGCGAGUUUUAUGCAGGGGGCACACAAGUCAAACUGGGGCCUGGGCUCUUCUAUACCUCGCCGCUCUUCCCCUUGCUGGCCUCCGAGGUGGCCUCAGCCCAGAAGCAGCUCAGCAACAUGGUGCAGCUGGCCAAGUGCCACUGCCGCAGGGACAACCUCUGGAAGCGUCUCUUCCUUCUGGAGCCUCUGGCUUCUGACAAGCUGAAGCUGGGCAAACUCUCAUUGGUGGAGCUGGAGGAGCUGCUUGACGCCGUGCAUGGGAAAUCCAUUGCUGACGUUGACCCUCAGCUGGGAUGCUUCCUCACCAUGACGGUCUCCUGGUACCAGAGCCUCAUUAAAGUGCUGUUGAGCCGCUUUCCCCAGAGCUGUCGGCACUUCCACAACACUGAAACCGGCACCCAGUACCUGGUGGUGCUUAAUCAGAAAUUUACAGAUUGCUUCGUUCUUGUGUUUCUUGACUCCCAUUCAGGAAAGACGCAGAGCCUCACGGUGGUUUUCCGGGAGCCAUUCCCUGUGCAGCCCCAGAACAGUGAGAGCCCUCUGCCACAGCUUGUGUCCACGUACCAUCACCUGGAGUCAGUUAUCAACACUGCCUGCUUCAACCUCUGGACAGGCCUGCUCUAGCACUGGAGCCCACGUCCUGCAGUGACACGUGUACUGGACCUCUCUGCACGUCUGUGCCAAUGGUCACGAUGGGGAAGAACAGGCCUCUUGGUACCUGUGCUCCAGCACUGCAGGCAGCACCGCUACCACACGGGUACCAAACUGAGGAGCCUGGGGAUGUGCGAGGACAGCGUGGCUCCUCCCCUCGGGCUCCAGCCCCUGCUGCACUUCCACUGCUCACUGGCUGGCAGGUGUGGCCCUCAGCACGCUUUUCAGUGGGUCUGCACUGAAUGAACUUGAACUGAAUUGCAGGGACGGGAGCUUGGCUGCUGCAGCCUGGCAGAGCGGCUCUCAGGGACAUGGCUUUGGCAUCUGCAGAUGAGUUCUGCCUGCCAGGAAGGAGUGGAGGAGCACGCUGCAUCUUCUGGCAUGGGGCAGCAGCAUACCUCACCUUAGGUGAAGAGGCUCCUGCACUUUAGGGCUCUGGGCACUGCCCACUUCUGGCCCUUUGCUUUUAUCAGGAGAGCACCAAAUGAGACAGGAAGGGUGAACUGGACCAGGGGAAAGGUUUUUCUUGGAGAUGUACACUAAAGCCAUUGCUAUAUCUGUGAAGUAAACUGAACCAGAUUCCCCACUUGUAUGCUGCUGGCUAGCCUUCCGUAGGGGCUGCAGAGGCAACCCUGACCCUGCAGGCUGCCUCUCCUCGAAGUGAGGCUGCAGGGGGCUAGCUGGAUUUGCACUGGAGUCUCAUACUUGCUCCAGAGCAACAGUAAUACAAUCCCUCUGUCAGCAUGGAGUGUCCCUGUGAAGGCAGCUCAAGCCUGGUACCUCAGUUUGGGGGCAUGGCCUCUGUGCUCAGCCCCAGGUUGAACCAGGGGUUCCUCUCAGGGAGCCUGCAAGGCAGCUGGUUGCUUCACUUUCCCCACCUGCCUGCAGCGUUUGGCAUUCUGACAUGAGUGUCUUGGCUGCACAACAGCAGCCUCAAGAACUGCAAGGCAUGGAAAAGGCAGGACGUCAAAGCCCACAGCCCGUCCCUCUUCCCCUGAUUCCAGGGGAAUUCCUAAUUGCCACUGAGGAGGUGAAGGUGCUCCUGUGUACCUGAAGUCAUCCUGUUACCUCCAGUGCUGCCUAAGCCACCCCCAAAUAUGACUUGUGUCAGACUGUACUUGUGAAGAAGAGAGUGCAACUUUCUGUGCUGGCCCAGCAGAACCUGCUGCAGGCCUGCAGAACAGCCUUGAUCUCAGCAGAGUGUGUUAAGAAGGUGACUAGGACAUAAAAACUCUUAACCUCGCUCUAGAAAUCACCCCAGUCAAACAGGGAACAGACUUGCCUUUCUGUUUGGGCCAUUGAUUUGACUUUUAUUCCAGUGAUUUCAUUCUGUUUUAUUCUGUUGCCUUUCCAGUCUCUCCGUGCUGCAGGCCUCGGCUCUCCCAGUACGAGCGCAGCCAGCCCAGACCUUCCACUGUGUCUCCUGCAGUGAGAGACAGGGUUUUCUGCUGCCCCCUCCAGGCGAGCUGGAGCUGAUUUUCCUGCAGGCAGGGUACUCAUCCCCAGGUGGGCCCCCCCAGCCCACUGUGCCUGCACAGCUCCCCUAGGACAUGCCUGCCUUUCUCAUAGUCCUCCACUGGUCUGUGCUGGGAUCUGCCAGUGGCGUUCAGACCCUGCAGGCCCACUCACCUUUUGGAGCAUACUCGCACCCCACGUAGCCAGUAUAGCCGAGGGACUCCAGGAGCUGGAAGAGGUAGGGGAAAUUCACCUCCCCAGGGCUGUCAGGCUCAUUCCGCCCUGGCACCUGUGCAAUCUGGAUAUGACCUAGGGAGAGAAUGAGAGGCGCUCUGCCCAGGGCCACUGUGCGUGCAGCCUUCUAUAGGCAUGGGACAAGGUGACCUGAGAGCAGCCCCUCACCCCCAGCCAGCCACUGCAGAGCAUGUGAAAGGAGGGCCCCAUCUCAGCCACUCCUGCCCCAUGUACGUGUAGGAGCCCCUGCCGGCGCAGUGCCCUACCUAUGAGUGGGAAGUAUGUCUCCAGGUUGCGUGACAAAUUCCCAUCCAUGAUCUGGCAGUGAAAGAUGUCCUGCAUGACAGAGGAGACAGUGUAGGCUGUUCAGCAGCAAGUGGCUGGGGAUGUCUGUGCAGCAGUCCCUGUCCCUCCCUGUACCUCCAAGAAGGGCUACAAAGCCCACAGCCACCAGGGCUCCCCUGCAUACAACAUGCUGAGGAUGCUGGAGCAGGGCUGCAAGGCCCUGAAGCGUCUGAACCUUUCCCGUGACCCUCACAGCACUGUGCUGGGUGUCUCCUUCUGCUUGCUGUAUUUGCUAAUACCCAGCUUCACCAUGGAGCUGAGUUUGGCUUUACGCAUGGGAAGCGAGGUUCCCUGGUGGAAGGUGGACCCUCGAGAUGCUUGAUGCUGACUCACCAGCUGCAGCUUCAGGUUGGGCCGUCCCACCUUCUCCAAGAUGGCAGCAGCUAAGGGUGCAAGAGAUGAGUGCCAGUCAUUCCCAGGCUGAGAGCUUCAGGGUGAAGCCCUGAAACCCCCAUUCACCAGCUGUGCUCCCACAGCAGGUCCCUGCAGGCAGGGCAACCUCCUCGCUUUGCACUCAAGCAGCAGCAAGGGAUCUGCCUUCAGUCAGAACGUGUAGGGGCUCCUCCUCCUCCCUUGAAAGACACUUUUGGGAGAGAUAUCUGCCUUACCUUGGUGUGGGGUGUUCAGAAAGUAGCGGGGGUCAGUGAUGCGACUGUUAAUGGGCUCUAUCAGUCCAAUCAUGUCUUCCUGUAACACAGUGAUGUCACCCCAUGGAGCAUCUUGUCACCUCUGCAGCAGGCAGCUGCUGGCUUGUGCUGCAGGCCAGGAGCACUCCCUGCCUGUGCCAGCCUGGUGGGGGGCUCACUACCCUCAGUCCCCUAAGAGUUGCACCCAUGGAGCAGGACCCGUUUCCUAGUUACCUGGGCCAGGACGUCAGCAGCAUAUCGGAGAUUCUCAAUGAACGUGGUUUCCAUCUCGCCUGCCACUGCUGCCCGGUCUGCACCCACAGGAACCCGUCCAGCCAUCAGAUGGAUCCUGCAGAGAGAUCAGCCGUGGGCAGUAGCUGCAGUCUCCAGACUGAGUCGUCAAGCACUAAUGCACCUUCCUCUGCAGGUAGAAAAUGCAGCGAGCAUGGGGAAGCAGACACAGAAUGUGUCAAAAGUAGUUCCCUUCCACACAGGAGGCAAAAAAGGCUCUGGUGAGCUGCAGGGAUACAAGCCUGUACAAUCCCCCUUCAGUAUUCAGAGGAACAUCUUUGAACCUAUUAAGUGACAAAUCAUAGGCCUUGGUUCUUCCCUCUUUUGUCAGCUCCCUCCUCCUCCCUCGUGCUAAGGCCAACCCCAGAGAUUCAGAGUUCAGAUCAGAGUUCUCAUAGGGUCUCGCUACUGGAGCUGCCCUGAAGCCAUCACGAUGGACGGCAGGCACGCUUUCUCUGCUCAGGGCAGAUCGGAUGCCUUGUCUUGUUGUUUGCUACAGCCAAAGGUUUAGAACAGGGAGGAGAAAAGGUGGCCAGCUGCUGGGCUAUAACAGGCUGCAUACAAAGCUCAACUGCAGGGCAAGAACAAGGAUCUUAAACCAUUUGGUGAAGGGAUACUGUGAAAACAAAACAAACUAUCAUCUCCCUGUUAACAGAGCAAAAUGACCUGCAGCCCUCAGUCUGACUUAUCCUGUAGGCAGGGCCUUAGGUUACAUUUUGAGGGAAAGAAUGAUGCAAAGAGGUAAAUGGAAUAAAAAUGGAACACUGUUUUUCUGAAGUGGAUUGUGCCAGACUAAUUGCAUCUCUUGCAAUGUAUCUACUGCACUUUGAUCAGUGAGGACUUCAGUAAAGCAACUGUUGUGAUGUCA